Molecule: messenger RNA, 1685 nt
Organism: Ochotona curzoniae (black-lipped pika)
Lineage: Eukaryota; Metazoa; Chordata; Mammalia; Lagomorpha; Ochotonidae
Gene: EIPR1
Product: EARP complex and GARP complex interacting protein 1
Exons: 9
Coding region: 124-1287 (387 amino acids)
Biological process (GO): protein ubiquitination
Molecular function (GO): protein binding
Source: RefSeq, a predicted model, not a curated record
CGGUGCGGGCCUCCAAGCGGGGAGGAAUGAAUGGCGGCCCGAGGCUCCGCAGCCAGGCCGGGGCGCGCCGGCUCUAGCCGGGAAUAGCCAGUGCUCGGUCGGGGCGGGCCGCCUUCCCGCAGCAUGGAGGACGACGCGCCGGUGAUCUACGGGCUGGAGUUCCAGGCUCGGGCCUUGACACCUCAGACUGCGGAGACGGACGCCAUUCGCUUUCUGGUCGGGACACAGUCUCUUAAAUAUGACAACCAGAUCCACAUCAUAGACUUUGACGAUGAAAAUAACAUCAUCAACAAGAACGUCCUCCUCCACCAAGUGGGUGAAAUCUGGCACAUCAGUGCCAGCCCCGCAGACAAGGGAGUGCUGGCGACUUGCUACAGCAAAACUUCUGACAGCAAGGUCCUGACAUGUGCGGCCGUGUGGAGGAUGCCCGAGGAGCUGGAGUCAGCCGGCCACGAGUCCCCAGACGACUCUGCAAGCCCUGCACAGAGCCUGGAGUUGCUAUGCCACCUGGAUGACGGCGCCCGUGGCAGCGCAGCCUGUGUGACCUGGGAGCCCAUGGGAGAUGGGAAGAAGGUCAUCUCCUUGGCCGACAACCACAUCCUGCUGUGGGACUUGCAGCAGAGCUCCGGCCGGGCUGUGCUGGCGAGCUCCGCCUCCCUGGAAGGCAAGGGGCAGCUGAAGUUCACAGCGGGACGGUGGAGCCCGCACCACAACUGCACCCAGGUGGCCACGGCCAACGACACCUCCGUCCGCGGGUGGGACACACGGAGCAUGAGUCAGGUGUACUGCAUUGAGAAUGCCCACGGACAGCUGGUGCGUGACCUUGACUUCAACCCCAAUAAGCAGUACUACUUAGCGAGCUGUGGGGAUGACUGCAAGGUGAAGUUCUGGGACACACGGAACGUGACGGAGCCUGUGAAGACCCUGGAGGAGCACUCCCACUGGGUGUGGAACGUGCGCUACAACCACUCUCAUGACCAGCUGGUGCUCAGCGGCAGCAGCGACAGCAGAGUCAUCCUGUCCAACAUGGUGUCCAUCUCCUCCGAGCCCUUCGGCCACCUGGUGGACGACGAUGACAUCAGUGACCAGGAGGAGCACCACCCGGAAGAGAAGAGCAAGGAGCCGCUGCAGGACAACGUCAUCGCCACCUACGAGGAGCACGAAGACAGUGUCUACGCUGUGGACUGGUCCUCGGCUGACCCCUGGCUCUUCGCUUCGCUGAGCUAUGAUGGGAGGCUGGUCAUCAACCGGGUCCCCAGGGCUCUCAAGUACCACAUACUGCUCUAGCCGCAAGCUGCAGCCCCUGGCAGCGUGCGGCGCCUUGGAGGCCAGCAGCGGCCAGCAGACCCGUGCUGACAGCAGUGCCACCUGCCUCCCUCCUGGGCACCAGGAGGAGCCACCAGCAGUCUCCUCCCAUGCCAUGUGGUCCUGCUCAGCUCCUGGCUUCCGUUCAAGGGGUGUGGGGAGUUCCACUUUGUACAGAGAAAGCCCUGUUCCCGCCACGUUACACAUCUUUCUGUUGAGAGUGGAAAGGGACUAAAGAGAGGGAGGCUGUGGUGUGGGUGCCCGGCUGUGGCCUGUGCCACACUGGUCAUCCUGGCUUCUCACUGCGGCCUUGGGAGGGCUGCUCCCUGUCGUGCUGGGAGUCGGCCUUGGCUUCUGCUCUGUGCUCCUGGGGACUCCCU